This is a messenger RNA of Grammomys surdaster, 1157 nucleotides long. RefSeq names its product interleukin 17F (gene Il17f). Gene Ontology annotation, biological process: inflammatory response. Gene Ontology annotation, molecular function: cytokine activity. Gene Ontology annotation, cellular component: extracellular region. Lineage: Eukaryota; Metazoa; Chordata; Mammalia; Rodentia; Muridae. The record is from RefSeq and is a predicted model, not a curated record. The transcript has 3 exons. The coding region runs from base 66 to 551 and encodes 161 amino acids.
CCCUGGGAGAUACACUCAGAAGAAAGUACUUCCUGAGCAAAGAAGCAGCCACUGGGGAAACCAGCAUGAAGGGCACCUAUCAAACAGCCAUGGUUAAGUCUUUGCUCCUGUUGAUGUUGGGACUCGCCAUCCUGAGAGAGGUAGCAGCUCGGAAGAACCCCAAAGCAGGGGUUCCUGCCUUGCAGAAGUCUGGGAAUUGCCCUCCCCUAGAGGAUAACAGUGUGAGAGUUGACAUUCGCAUCUUCAAUCAAAACCAGGGCAUUUCUGUCUCACAUGACUUCCAGAACCGCUCCAGCUCUCCAUGGGAUUACAACAUCACCCGUGACCCCCACCGAUUCCCGUCAGAGAUCGCUGAGGCCCAGUGCAGACAUUCAGGUUGCAUCAAUGCCCAGGGACAGGAAGACAGCUCCAUGAACUCUGUCGCCAUCAAGCAAGAAAUCCUGGUCCUUCGGAGGGAGCCCCAGGGCUGUUCUAAUUCCUUCAGGUUGGAGAAGAUGCUUGUAAAAGUUGGCUGUACCUGUGUCACACCCAUUGUCCACCGCGCGGCUUGACAAAGCUGUGCACCAAACUCAGCUGAAGACGCUGAGGAAAAGCCUCUUUUUAUCCAGUGCUCUGUGUGAAGCCUGAUCUUCAAGUCUUUAUGCUUUCUAGGACUCUCAGUAAGGUGUGCGUGGCAUUCUCGAAGCUCUGUAGUAGAUAUAGCUUUAACUUUUUGGCUUGCUUUAGAAUUGUUACCAGUACCUGGUGUGUUUCAAUGCCUUAAACUCCCAAAAAUGAAAGUGAAUUAAGAUACCCUUGGCCCAGUCUCUUUAUGUUAGAUGAUGACCACAUUUCUUGUCUGUCAAUACAGUCACUUUGAUGCAGUAUCACUCUUGUAGAGUUCAAUGAAAUGCUCGUAUUUCUGAUGGAAAGAAAGCAAACAUAAUCAGAAUAUAUGGAGGAGGCCUGUGUAGCAGGGGCUGGGUUGGCAAAGAUGAAGUAAACGUGGCAUGUGUGUCUUUAGAAAAAAUUUGGUAAAUAUAAAUGAGGUUGGCAUAAACCAUUGCAUAUUUAUAUUUGUAGGGGAACUAUACAUAUAUUUAUGACCUGUUGAUUAUAUAAAAAAAUUAGUAGAAAAUUAAUAUAUCCAUUAAUUAUGUAAUAAAAUAUUUUUAAUU